CGCGGCGCCGCGGCACAGGGCGCACCGGGCCGCCCGAGCCGACCGGCCACACGGUGGAACCAUCAGAAGCCAAAAAUCACAGGCAGCCUGAGGCAGUUUCACUGGAGGGCUCAGUACCAGGAUCUAUGUCUAAGUUUUAACUCUCGCUUACAAAGACCACGAUAAUUCCUUCCCCAAAGCCAAGCAGUCCCCCAGCCCCGCACAGCCCCAGCCUGCCUCCCACCACCCAGCUGCCCGCAAUGCCCUCCAGCGGCCCCGGGGACACCAGCAGCUCCGCUCCGGAGCGGGACGAGGACCGCAAGGAGGGAGAGGAGCAGGAGGAGGCCCGUGGCAAGGAGGAGCGGCAAGAGCCCAGCAUAACUGCACGGAAGGUGGGACGGCCUGGAAGGAAGCGCAAGCACCCCCCGGUGGAAAGCAGUGACACACCGAAGGACCCUGUGGUGACCUCCAAGUCCCCGUCCAUGGCCCAGGACUCAGGCCCUUCAGAGCUGUUACCCAACGGGGACUUGGAAAAGCGAAGUGAGCCCCAGCCGGAAGAGGGGAGCCCCGCUGGGGGGCAGAAGGGCGGGGCCCCUGCAGAGGGAGAGGGUGCAGCUGAGACCCCGCCCGAAGCUUCCAGAGCAGUGGAGAAUGGCUGCUGCACCCCCAAGGAUGGCCGAGGAGCCCCUGCAGAAGAGGGCAAAGAGCAGAAGGAGACCAACAUCGAGUCCAUGAAAAUGGAGGGCUCCCGGGGCCGGCUGCGGGGUGGCCAGGGCUGGGAGUCCAGCCUCCGGCAGCGGCCCAUGCAGCGACUCACCUUCCAGGCGGGGGACCCCUACUACAUCAGCAAGCGCAAGCGGGACGAAUGGCUGGCACGCUGGAAAAGGGAGGCUGAGAAGAAAGCCAAGGUGAUCGCAGUAAUGAAUGCUGUAGAAGAGAACCAGGGAUCCGGUGAGUCGCAGAAGGUGGAGGAGGCCAGCCCUCCUGCCGUGCAGCAGCCCACAGACCCUGCCUCCCCCACUGUGGCCACCACACCUGAGCCCGUGGGGGCCGACACCGGGGACAAGAACGCCACCAAAGCAGCUGAUGACGAACCAGAGUACGAGGACGGCCGGGGAUUUGGCAUUGGGGAGCUGGUGUGGGGGAAACUGCGGGGCUUCUCCUGGUGGCCAGGCCGCAUUGUGUCUUGGUGGAUGACGGGCCGGAGCCGAGCAGCUGAAGGCACCCGCUGGGUCAUGUGGUUCGGAGAUGGCAAGUUCUCAGUGGUGUGUGUGGAGAAGCUGAUGCCGCUGAGCUCCUUCUGCAGCGCUUUCCACCAGGCCACCUACAACAAGCAGCCCAUGUACCGCAAAGCCAUCUACGAAGUCCUGCAGGUGGCCAGCAGCCGAGCAGGGAAGCUGUUCCCGGCGUGCCACGACAGCGAUGAGAGCGACACUGCCAAGGCGGUGGAGGUGCAAAACAAGCAGAUGAUUGAAUGGGCCCUGGGGGGGUUCCAGCCCUCUGGUCCCAAGGGCCUGGAGCCCCCAGAAGAGGAGAAGAACCCCUACAAAGAAGUUUACACAGACAUGUGGGUCGAACCCGAGGCAGCUGCCUAUGCACCACCCCCACCAGCCAAAAAACCCCGAAAGAGCACAACGGAGAAGCCCAAGGUCAAGGAGAUUAUUGAUGAACGCACAAGAGAGCGGCUGGUGUACGAGGUGCGGCAGAAGUGCCGGAACAUCGAGGACAUUUGCAUCUCUUGUGGGAGCCUCAACGUCACCCUGGAACACCCGCUCUUCAUUGGAGGAAUGUGCCAAAACUGCAAGAACUGCUUCCUGGAGUGCGCGUACCAGUACGACGAUGAUGGCUACCAGUCUUACUGCACCAUCUGCUGUGGGGGGCGUGAGGUGCUCAUGUGCGGGAACAAUAACUGCUGCAGGUGCUUUUGUGUGGAGUGUGUGGAUCUCUUGGUGGGGCCGGGGGCUGCCCAGGCCGCCAUUAAGGAAGACCCCUGGAACUGCUACAUGUGCGGGCACAAGGGCACUUAUGGGCUGCUGCGGCGGCGGGACGACUGGCCCUCCCGGCUGCAGAUGUUCUUCGCCAACAACCAUGACCAGGAAUUUGACCCUCCGAAGGUGUACCCGCCCGUGCCAGCAGAGAAGAGGAAGCCCAUCCGGGUGCUGUCUCUCUUUGAUGGAAUUGCCACAGGGCUCCUGGUGCUGAAGGACUUGGGCAUUCAGGUGGAUCGCUACAUCGCCUCGGAGGUGUGCGAGGACUCCAUCACGGUGGGCAUGGUGCGGCACCAGGGGAAGAUCAUGUACGUCGGGGACGUCCGCAGCGUCACGCAGAAGCAUAUCCAGGAGUGGGGCCCAUUCGAUCUGGUGAUUGGGGGCAGUCCCUGCAACGAUCUCUCCAUCGUCAACCCUGCCCGCAAGGGACUCUAUGAGGGCACUGGCCGGCUCUUCUUUGAGUUCUACCGCCUCCUGCAUGAUGCGCGGCCCAAGGAGGGAGAUGAUCGCCCCUUCUUCUGGCUCUUUGAGAAUGUGGUGGCCAUGGGCGUUAGUGACAAGAGGGACAUCUCGCGAUUUCUUGAGUCCAACCCUGUGAUGAUUGAUGCCAAAGAAGUGUCAGCUGCACACAGGGCCCGCUACUUCUGGGGGAACCUUCCUGGUAUGAACAGGCCAUUGGCAUCCACUGUGAACGACAAGCUGGAGCUGCAGGAGUGUCUGGAGCAUGGCAGAAUAGCCAAGUUCAGCAAAGUGAGGACCAUCACUACUAGAUCGAACUCCAUAAAGCAGGGCAAAGACCAGCAUUUCCCCGUCUUCAUGAACGAGAAAGAGGACAUCUUAUGGUGCACUGAAAUGGAAAGGGUGUUUGGCUUCCCUGUCCACUAUACCGACGUCUCCAACAUGAGCCGCUUGGCGAGGCAGAGACUGCUGGGCCGGUCCUGGAGCGUGCCGGUCAUCCGCCACCUCUUCGCUCCGCUGAAGGAAUAUUUUGCUUGUGUGUAAGGGACGUGAGGGCAAACUGAGGUAGUGACACAAAUUUAAACAAACAAACAAAAAACACAAAACACAACAAAAACAUCAAGAACAUGAGGAUGGAGAGAAGUAUCAGCACCCAGAAGAGAAAAAGGAAUUUAAAACAAAAACCACAGAGGCGGAAAUAACGGAGGGCUUUUGCCUUGCAAAAGGGUUGGAUAUCAUCUCCUGGUUUUUUCAAUGUUAAUCUUCAGUCCUAUUUAAAAAGAAAACCAAGCCCCCCACCCCUUAAUUUUUUUUUUUUUUUUUUUUUUUUUUGUUUUUUUUUUUGUUUUUUUUUUGGUGAAACCUUUGUUUUCUACUCUUUUCAGAGGGGUUUUCUGUUUGUUUGGGUUUUUGUUUCUUGCUGUGACUGAAACAAGAGGGUUUAUUGCAGCAAAAAUCAGUAACAAAAAUUAGUAACAAUACCUUGCAGAGGAAGGAUGGACGUGAAGGAUAAAAAAAAAAAGAAAAUUCUAUAGAAAUCUAUAUAUUGGAUUUUUUUUUAAACUAUAUAUCUUUUGUUGUCUCUGGCCUGAUCAGAUAGGAGCACAAGCAGGGGACAGAACAUUGCAAGAUGCUCAGGCGGCAGGAUCCCUGCCAGCCCCAGCCUCUUGCCAGCACCAUUCCUGGUUUGCAGAGCAGAACCCAUCUAGAGCAGGGAGACGAGAAUACCACCAAGACCCUUUUAUACAGUAUUUCAGGUGCCUACCACACAGGAAACCUUGAAGAAAAUCAGUUUCUAGAAGCCGCUGUUACCUCUUGUUUACAGUUUAUAUAUAUAUGAUAGAUAUGAGAUAUAUAUAUAAAAGGUACUGUUAACUACUGUACAACCUGACUUCAAAAUGGUGCUUUAAAACAGCGAGAUGAGUAAAAACAUCAGCUUCCAUGUUGCCUUAUGUGCAAAGGGUGUUAACCGAGGAUGGAGAAAGGGAGACAGCGUGAAGACAAGUCGGUAUCCUAGGGGGCUCUUUUUCCCCUUGCUUUUUAAACAAGGUGAAGGAGAAGCACUUGGGGACAGCGCUCUCCCGUUUCUCCCUGCCAAAAAAAAAAGGGGGGUACAAUGAGGUGGUGGGGACCGUGGAAAGCUGAGAGUGGCAUUUCAUCCAGGUUCACGCAAUAACCUUUUGAUUUUUUUUUUCUAAAAGGAGACCCCUCUCGGCGAGAUGGCAGGAUAAGGGGUCUUCAGUCCCGAUUUCUCACAUUAGCCGAUUGGUGGGCUCCUUGUGUGGGAUCAGAAAUAAUCCAGCGUGCGGGGAAGUGACAGUUCAAACCCCACCUGGAGCAAAUAAAAAAACAUACAAAACGUACUGGUGCUUUCCUGUCUAAGUCGCCUUUUGUGUGUUCUUUUAUGAGGCCCCACCACCCACCCUCUGCGCACAAGGCGGCUGCGGCCCCUGGAAUGCGAUGUUUUUGGUCAUCUCCAAAGGCUGCAGUUUUAUACUGGGAGGCUGACGACACCUUUUGUUAUCAUUAUUCUUAUGGUUCUGGUUAUAAUUAUGUUUUCAGAUUUUCUUUAAGAAAACAAAAACCCAACACCCCUCCCUUUAGGUUUCAAACCGAGGUGCGGGGAGCAGGGUGCUUCUGGUUGGUGGCCCUGGUGCCCUGGCUCCCCCCUCGGGCCAGGUGGGCCGCCGGGCGCCGCGGCAGCUGGGCGGCCCUCCGGCGUCCUUCUCUUCUACUUCCCCUCCUCUCGAGUCGCGUGUGUCAGGGCUGGAGGGAGGGCCGGGCGCCUCUCUCCGCGCGUGUGUGAUUGGAGUGGUGUGUGUUGCUUUUCUAGUACUUGGUCUGAUGAUAGCUGCGCUCUGACUUGAGUCAGCGGCACCUGGAGCCCGGCACGGCUCUCGUUCCUCUUCCUACCGAGGGGGCGGCCUGGUGGUGGCGGUAGGCAGGGACGGCAGAGGUGGCUCCAGGGUGAAGGCCCAAUGGGCAGAUGCUUAACUGAAUAGAUGGGGUGUAGAUAUGUGGCAUAUAGAGAUAUAUAUUUUAUAAUGGGAGGGGGGAAUGGCACCUCCUGGGACUGGCAGAGCUGGGAGGUGUGCUGUUAAGCACACGGUCUCAAGUUCGCAUCCCUAGAAAGAUAGGGCCUAUGGUGAUAGGCGCUCUAUAAAUACAUAGAUAGGGUCAUGUAUAAGAAAUAUUAUGUGGUGGGGGAGCGGGGCGCGGGGGCUCAGAAUGCUGAGCCUCGGACCCCACUGCAGACAUAAGCCCCACACUAAUCAAUCCCACACUCACACACAGGAACCUAUUUCUAUAUGGAUGCAUAAUGAAUGCACACACACACACACACACACACACACACAGAGCCAGGGAGCUCCCAGCGCUGUUCUCCCCAGGAUUCAGGACUUUGUGGAGUCGGCCCUGCAGCUAUUUACCUCUGUUGCCCUGAUUGCAGGUAGACUGUCAAUCCCAGAAGUUGCUAGGUGCUGAAGGCAGGGAAAGGAGGAGGUUUUAUUUUCGCAGGUGCUCUCCUCUAGCAGGUAGCAUUCUAUCUCUUUUGCCCCUGGUGAUGUCAAGACUCUUCUGUUAGCAACCUGUGAUACUGACCUGCAACUCGAGGCACCAGUCAAGUCAGCCCUCAACUCCCCCUACCUAUUCUCCCCAACCAAAAUAAAAUUGGCAUCCAAGUCUGUCUUGGCCAGGGGCUUUCAUUGGGGGAAAAAAAAAAUGGGACGGUGAACCUCAAUCUUUGGAAUGAAACAAAUUAACAAUUGGACACUGCUAAACCAAGGCUCUGAUUCCCUGCUCAUAGCUCUGGAGAAAGCUCACAGCGGGUGGCCUCCGUCACCCACUCCUGUUUUUGGGUGCUUAGUCCCAGACCCCGGUCUACUCCCUUGUCAGAUUGGUUAAGGUCAUGCCCAGUUGCUUCCCGCCGGCACCGUGACAAGGUGGCAGGUGUUGGUCGGGACGUCCACGGGGCUGGGGCAGCUGGGAGUGGAAAACCGCUGCCCCUCCCUCGUGGGAGUCCCGUUCCUAACCGUGGUGCUCGCCCCGUCCCAUCCUCGCUCCUGCCAGGCUCCAUCUUCCUGGCCUGGAGUCCACCAGCACCACUUCAGGAGGGCUGGGGGGAGGAGGGCUGCCUCAGGCAGUCCAAGGUGCUCCCUCCCCACCGGCCAGCGCCAAGGUCUUCCCAGCCUCGGUGUCGGGACAGUCUCUUCUGGGCCACCCUCUGCAAAAAGACACCAGCUCUUCUGGUUCCCCUGUGCCUCUGUCCACUACUCAUGUGAAGGAGUUUGCCUUUCCCGGGGGCAGGCUCCACCCAGGGAGUUGGCAUGGGGGAGGAACUUGGUGGCCUAGGAAGUGGCAAGCCCGAGGAAUUAGCAUGGGCUUCCAGAUGCUCAGAGGAAGCCGCCUUGCUAUGGCUGACAUGAGCGUAAGUCCCCUGGUCAGACCACCAGACUAGGCCCCAGGCGGCCAGGCGCCCCCCUCCUGGGGUGAGAGUUCAUCACUGGUUUUUCCUCCAGUCUAACCCGUGGGCUUGGUCACACAGUAGAACUUGGUAGAGUGCGGGGCACCUUGAGAAUGUGCCAAUGUGGCCACACCGGGAUGCUCUUAAUGCUGUCAGGUCCCCCCACCCGCUGCGUGGUUUCUGGGGAGAGGUCAGGUCACCUAAAGGGGCACUGUGCUCCAACAGGCUGAGGCAGCGUCCUGGGCGGGUAACGCAGGGAUUGCUGCACUUGAUAUAGGACUGGGGGAGAGGCAGUGGAGUGGGAGAAGCCAAGGAGGGCCCAGGGAAAAUUCUGGGUUAUGUUUCCCGUGGGAUUUUCUAAAGAGCAGGCCUGUUUACCCUGGAGCUAGGGGUCAGGAUGAUGCCUCGCUGACUGCAGGUGUCAAGCGAACAUGUUGCCAAAGUGAGGGUGGCUGUGGUCCGAGGGGGGCGGAGGGAAGCUGGUGCAAGGUCAUGGAGCCCUGGUCUCCUGUGAGGAGGAAGCUGGUCUCCAGCAGGCGGCUGAGGGCCUCGAGCUGGCCGGUGCUGACCCUUCCCCCUUGGGAGCGACUACAGAACAGUCAGCUGGAGAGCAGCAGGUGGAGAUGGAGGGGUAUCGCUGUUUUUCUCUCAAUCCUAGAACCUUCUUGCUAUUGCAUGUGAUUCUAGAAAGCGACUUGCCCACAGAGUGUCUCGGACGUCUUCGCUUGUGACGGGCCUGGAGUGGUUGACUGAUGUGAGUUUUGCUGCCUGGAACAGGCAGUCCUGAUAGGAAGGCUCGAGAAAGAAUGGGCUCCCCUUGCUUCCUGGCUAUCUGGGGAAGCCUCGCCGGGAAUACCCACCAUCUCCAGCACAGGGAGGCCUGUUGCAGGAGCCAAGGGAGGAAUGAUUCAGUGGCGCCAUCUGGGAAAUGCUCCCCGGGACAGCUGCAGGCAGGAGUCUCUCUCCAGUUAUGUCAGAACAGACCGUGGAUUUGGGGGCGUUUUUGAAUUCCUGCCAUUAUCCUGCUUGGUGCAGACUUGCUGUGGCACAGUAUUUUUAGGAAGCUCGUAGGAGCCCCUUGGGCUGUGGCUUAGGGUCCCGGGCCUGCCUGGCACAGUGGCCUGAAGGGGGCUGGCAGUUUUCUUCUGACGGGACCGCAGAGCCAAGAUUCUGGUGAGAACCGUGUUCCUAGCCAGGCACCCAUUUUGAUCCAGGAGGAGAGGAAUCUGGAUUUGUUACCGGGCCUUGUCUAGUCUGGUUGCUCCAGCGCUGGUGAUCAGUUGCUUCAGCAGGAAGCAGCUGAAGCCUUUCCCGAACCCCAGAAUGGAAGAGGUGUUGGGAGGGGGGCUGGCCCAGAGCUAGAACCAGCCCCUCUCUGCCAUUGCCUGAUGAGGCACUGAUUAACUACAGUGUUGGGGAAUCUGGGAGGAAACAGAACAGACCAGCUUAGAGAAUGGAUCCCACUGUUCUGCCAGAAGCUCUCAACUCUAUAUUUUGGUGAAGGAUGGUUGGGGGCCUUUGGGAAGCGAGACCCCUGUAGCUGCAUGUGUGAGACCUGGUAGGGCGAGCCUUGGGUUGGUGGCCUCUUGCUUGUGGCAGUAGAAUCUGGGGGAGUGGAAUCUGGGGGAGCAGGUUCGAAGCAGUGAGGACAAGGUUGGAAAGUCCCUUUCAAGUAGAGACAGCUGACUCACCCCAGCUGAGGCCCGCAGACCCCUGUUGGAACGCCCCCCCCACCCCCACGGCUCCACAGGAGGGGCCCGGGGAGGGAGCCAGGGUGGCUUGCUCCAGCCUUGUCUAGUGCCCAGCCCUGCCCCGAGGCGAUGAGCAGGGAAUCAGAGCUUCACCUUAGUCCCAUUUCACUUCCGGACAAUUGGGUGGCCCAGCCCUAGAAUUCAACAGACAACAAAAAUGCCGAAAUUCCUUAGAAUACGCAGAGGGAGGAGGUGACUCAACAAGGUGCUAAAAACAUUUUAUUAAAAAUAUAUAUUGUUAAAUUAAGUCUGCUGUCUGGACAAUGACUGUUUGUUUUGUUUUCUUGUAGUGGAGUUUAAAAGAGACUAUUAUUUUACUCUGAUAUAUUAUUAUUAAAAAGGCAUUUUAACUUUGUACUUGAAAACUAAAUGAGCGAUUUCACGUGUUUUAGCUGAGGCAUUGAAGUAGCGGGUGCUUACUUAUUUGUGGGAAAUCAUGUAUUCAUACUGAAGAGUAAACUCCGUAGCUGAUUUGGUAAUAACUUUUACUGUUACAGACGAUUUCGCUUUGACCCCGGCGGCAGAGCACUUUUACUCCACAUUCCACGCAGCUAAAUGCAGGACUUACCCCGACCCUUCCCUUCCCGGCCCCGGAAACCUUUCUCUUCCGUUCCUCUUUUUUCCUUUCUUUUUUUUUGUUUUUGUUUUUGUUUUUCCUGGUUCCAGCAUCCUUUCACCACUGUAUUUUUUUUAGGGUUGCUUCUCUAUUUAUUGACAAUAAUAAUGUACAUUUCACAGUCUGGUUCUGGGACAUCCAGGGCGGGGCGCGUGUGUGGGGGGGCCCCCAGCGGGUCCCCCUCGCCGUUCCCCUGGGGUCCUGUUGUAUCUCUGUGUAAGUGAUGCUCGUGACAUAGCUGUUUAUGAAAUAAUUAAAGAGGUCAAUGCGUGCAGCAGAUGUAGAAAGUCUGUCAAUUCCGCCUUCAUCACAUUUUUUUUGUGCCCAGAAGAAUAUAAUAAAGCUCCUUUCUAAUGUACUUGUGCUGGAGAACACUUGAAUAAAUGGACUGUUUUUGUGCAAAAAGAAAAACGGAAAAAGCACCGUAAUAAUGUCCUUUUGUCUUGCGUCUCCUUUCCCCUGACAUGACUGCUCAUGGCCUUCUCCAGGGGGUCGAGGACCCAAGUGGGGCUAGCCUGGGUCCAGACAACGCGAUUCUGCCUUUGAGAACAUCACCUGCAGGAGCUUAAGUAGGGAUUGUCACCUGGGUGGGAAAAAUGCCUCCCAUGGACCUGAAACUCUAAAAUAAGUUGUAGUGACACAGGGGUGCUGGACAAGUCAGUUCUGCCCGAUUGGGCCGUAAGAGUUCAGACUGGACCCGGGAGGGGACAAUGAUGUGUGCCAGUGUGUGGCUCACACAACUGCAGGACUUCGGUUAUGGGGCUCUUCCCCACUCGGGGUGGGGGGGGGUUCUCCAGCCCAGAGCGUUUCCGGGGGAGCAGCCAGGGUGAGAGACUGGGCAGUGCAGGGUAUGCUCUAGAGCGAACUGAGGUGUUUGCCCUAACAAAAGAGAAUUGAGAGAUGUUUGCAAACACUGACAGGGCCUGGGUGGUUCCAGAAGGCAGGCAGCAGCUUAAAGAAUGUCCUUUGUCACCACCGAUUAACAGGACGGGGCCGUCCCUGGUCCCUGAAAAAGUGCCAGACAGCCAUUUGGCAGCCCCCAGGUCUGGUCUGGUGCCUUGGGCUUUGGGGAGCCGUGUCACAUAGUGACCCCUUCAUUCUCAGUUUCCCUUCCCUGUCUCCCCCCAUCUGUGAGGAAUCCCAGCACAGAGCUGCUGGGAAGCUGCCCCCACACCACAGCCCUCAGGCCUGGCCUCCCCAGCUGGGACGUGGUCUCCUCAGUGCCGGGCAGGUCUGCCUACCGCUGCUUCCCCCGAGGAAGGUUUUUCAAGGUUUCUUUCCAAUGCUAGGCUUUAGGGGAGCGUCAGGACCACACCACGUUGCUGGCAGCUUCGAGAAAAAGGUCUCUUUCAUGGAACCUUUUUUCUUUACCAAAUUGUCAACGUACAUUCAACUUCUGGCCUGUUUUUUUCUUAGUAUUUCUCAGUAUUGAUGUAGUAUGCAUUUUUUAAAAAAGUUGCGUGGCACUAUCUUGUUGGAUGCUGGUGUUUAUAUAUGUGUUUUAUUUUUGCUAUAAGUAGAUUUGCAAUAAAUACCUUUCUGUGACGAUUCCUCCUUCCCCACCUCCAUUUUGUAUUUUUUUCCUUCAGACAGAUUCCCAGAAAUGUAGCUUCUGGGGAUAAAGCAGAAGAGCAAGCUGGGUUGUCUGACUCCCUCAAGUGGGUCAGCAACAGUCCAGCUUAGCACGGAGGCUGUCAGUUCAGAGAGAAACAAACAUUGGCCCUAGUUUGAUCGAUUUGAAAGUGUGUUAACCCCAGUGGAGAAGUGAAGA
Messenger RNA from Talpa occidentalis (Iberian mole), 10525 nucleotides. It is a transcript of the gene DNMT3A, whose product is annotated as DNA methyltransferase 3 alpha. The transcript has 23 exons. Lineage: Eukaryota; Metazoa; Chordata; Mammalia; Eulipotyphla; Talpidae. Gene Ontology annotation, molecular function: DNA (cytosine-5-)-methyltransferase activity. Gene Ontology annotation, cellular component: nucleus; cytoplasm. The record is from RefSeq and is a predicted model, not a curated record. Bases 240 to 2969 code for a protein of 909 amino acids. Gene Ontology annotation, biological process: negative regulation of DNA-templated transcription.